Messenger RNA from Apis florea (little honeybee), 8071 nucleotides. It is a transcript of the gene Tor, whose product is annotated as serine/threonine-protein kinase Tor. Gene Ontology annotation, biological process: negative regulation of macroautophagy; TORC1 signaling. Lineage: Eukaryota; Metazoa; Arthropoda; Insecta; Hymenoptera; Apidae. Gene Ontology annotation, cellular component: nucleus; TORC2 complex; TORC1 complex. The record is from RefSeq and is a predicted model, not a curated record. Gene Ontology annotation, molecular function: protein serine/threonine kinase activity; protein-containing complex binding; protein binding.
AGAGUGGGGGAGUGUUCCAAAGCGCACAAUUUAGUUGAGCAUCUCUUAUUAACCAAUGUAGAGGUUAUAAACUUAAGAUAGUUCUUUCGAACAACGCAUCAUAAUUGUUUUUCUAUAUUUACUAUAAGUUUACUAAAUUAAUGGCAUUGAAAUAAUUCAAUUAUUUGUGUGUUUAUGACACACAAAUAAGAGAAUAAGAGAUCUCGAUUUAUAAUUUAUUUGACUCGUAAUUGACGAGUAUCAAACAUGAAAAAUUUAUAUGAUAGACGUAUUGUAAUAAUGUGAUUGAAAACAUUUAAAUUUUAAUCACACAUCAAGAAAUUAAAAGAAAUAAUGAUAAUCACAAAAAUAAUGUAUUAUCAAACGCAAAAUUUGUGUGAUGUCAAGUAGAUAUAUAACAUACGUGAAGAUUUAUAAAAAUAAUAUUAUAAAAUUGGCAUUUAGAAAUUUUUAACAAUGUCAAGUAUACUUGUACAACAAUUUGUUCAGAGACUUAAAUCCAGAAAUGAAGAAAUACGUAACAAAGCAGCUAGAGAUCUAUGUCUCUAUGUCAAAACAGAACUACGUGAAGUAUCACAGGAAGAAAUUACAGCUUUUAUGGAUGAAUUUAAUCAUCAUAUAUUUGAAAUGGUAUCUGGUUCAGAUGUAAAUGAAAAAAAAGGAGGUAUUUUAGCUAUAGUUUGCCUUAUUGGAGCUGAUGUGGGAAACAUUAAUACAAGAACUAUAAGAUUUGCAAAUUAUUUAAGGAAUUUAUUACCCUCUAAUGAUGUGGGUGUUAUGGAAUUAGCUGCUAAAACAGUUGGUAAACUAGCAUUAGUUUCUGGUACUUAUACAGCAGAAUAUGUAGAAUUUGAAGUAAAGCGUGCCUUUGAAUGGCUUGGUGGUGAUAGACAUGAAGGUAAAAGACAUGCUGCUGUUCUUGUUUUAAGAGAACUUGCUGUUUCUAUGCCAACAUAUUUUUUUCAACAAGUAACACCAUUUUUUGAACUCAUAUUUAAUGCAAUACGUGAUCCAAAACCUGUGAUAAGAGAAGGUGCUGUUGAAGCAUUGAGAGCUGCUUUAGUUGUUACUGCACAGAGGGAAACAGCAAAACAAAUGCACAAAUCACAAUGGUACAAACAGUGUUAUGAUGAAAUAGUGACAGGAUUUGAGGAAAUAUAUACUAGAGAAAGAGGAGUAAAUAGAGAUGAUAGAAUACAUGGUUCACUAUUAAUAUUAAAUGAAUUACUAAGAUGUAGUAAUAUUCAAUGGGAAAAAAAUUAUGAAGCUUUAAUGGAACGAUUAAAUUGUUCUACUCAACAAAAUGAGAAUGACAUAUUGUCAUUAAUGCCUCGAUUAAAAACAACAAUAGUAUCUAAAUGGUCUAAUUCUUCUCAAAAUUCGACUAAUUCUCAACAGACAUUAUAUCCAUCACAUGAAUCUGCAGUAUGUCGUUGUUUGAUGCAAGAACGAUUAGAUGAUAUAUAUAAUGAUGUAAUGAAUCAGAGAAUGUCUAGAAAUCCACAUAUUCAACAUGCUCUUAUGAUGUUGUUACCAAGACUUGCAGCAUUUAAUAAAGAAAAAUUUACAAAAGAUCAUUUGAGAGAAUCAUUAGCAUAUCUUCUAAUGACUUUACGUAGUAGAGAAAAAGAUAGAUAUGCUGCAUUUACAACAAUUGGAUUUAUAGCAGUUGCAGUAGAAGAUUCAAUAAAUCCUUAUCUUUCAAAAAUUAUGGAAGUGAUUAAAAGUUUAUUGCCUUCUAAGGAAACAUCUACUAAGAAACGUGGAGCAUCUUUGGAACCUGCAGUAUUCAUUUGUAUAACUUUACUUGGACAUGCAGUAAAACAAGUUAUAGCUGCAGAUGUGAGAGAUUUAUUAGAAUCUAUGUUACAGACUGGAUUAAGUCCUAUUCUUACAACAUCUCUCAGAGAACUAGCUCAUAGUGUUCCAUCAUUAAAACCUGAUAUAUCUCAAGGACUUUUACGAAUGUUAUCUCAAGUUUUGAUGCAAAAACCCUUAAGACAUCCUGGUGCACCAUGGACUGCAACUAGUCCUAUAUCUGGUCCUCCAACUGAAGUGGAUAUUCCAUCUACAGUUUUAGCUUUGAAAACAUUAGGAACAUUUAAUUUUGACGGUAAUCCACUUUUGCAAUUUGUAAGGCGAUGUGCUGAUCAUUUUCUUACAUCUGAACAAGCAGAAGUUCGAUUGGAGGCUGUAAGAACAUGUUCAAGAUUAUUACGAUUAGCAUUAAAUCAACCCGGACCCACAGUGACUAAUACUGUCUCUACUGUUCUUGGAAAAUUAUUAGUUGUAGGUAUAACAGAUACGGAUCCUGAUGUAAGACUUUGGGUUUUAGCUUCUCUGGAUGAUUCAUUUGAUAUUCAUUUAGCGCAAGCAGAAAAUCUUUCCGCAUUAUUUAUUGCAAUGAAUGACGAAAUGUUUGAAAUAAGGGAAUUAGCAAUUCGCACAAUCGGACGAUUAAGCACAAUGAAUCCAGCAUAUGUUAUGCCUUCUUUACGUAAAACACUUAUACAAUUUUUAACUGAAUUAGAACAUUCAGGUAUGGGUCGUAACAAGGAACAAGCUGCACGAAUGUUGGAUCAUUUAGUAGUCAGUGCACCUAGACUUAUUCGACCAUAUAUGGAACCCAUUCUAAAAGUUCUUGUUCCAAAAUUAAAGGAGCCUGAAUCAAAUCCUGGUGUAAUUUUAGCUAUAUUACGCGCUAUUGGUGAUUUAGCAGAAGUUAAUGGUGCUGAAAUGCAACAAUGGAUGCCUGAACUUCUCUCUAUAUUGCUUGAAAUGCUAGUCGACGCGAGCUCUCCAGAAAAAAGAGGAGUUGCUUUAUGGGUUCUUGGACAACUAGUAGGAAGUACAGGACAUGUUGUUAAGCCAUAUAUGCAAUAUCCUUCAUUACUAGAUGUAUUGAUAAAUUUCCUAAAAACAGAACAACAACUAAUUAUUAGAAGAGAAACUAUAAGAGUUCUUGGAUUAUUAGGUGCUUUAGAUCCAUAUAAACAUAAAAUGAACCUUGGUCAGAUUGAUUCUCAAUUGGAUACUCUUACUUCUAUGGCUGAUACUAAAAGUGAAGCUGAAAAUACACAAGACUUAACUACUAGUGAAAUGUUGGUCAACAUGUCCUCUUCAACUUUAGAAGAAUAUUAUCCAGCUAUUGCUAUUGCAACUCUUAUGAGAAUCAUUCGUGAUCCAACAUUAUCGCAACACCAUACUAUGGUAGUUCAAGCAGUAACUUUUAUAUUCAAAAGCUUAGGAAUUAAAUGUGUUCCAUAUAUUUCUCAAGUGAUGCCAAGUUUCCUUAAUGUAGUUCGUACAGCAGAUGUUAAUUUUCGUGAAUACCUAUUUCAACAAUUGGCUAUUCUUAUUGCCAUUGUGAAACAGCAUAUUAGAAACUAUUUGGAUGAUAUAUUUAAUUUAAUUAAAGAAUUUUGGACAGUGAAUAGUCCGUUACAAAGUACUCUGAUACUUUUAGUUGAGCACAUUGCUGUUGCAUUGGGUGCAGAGUUUAAGAUUUACUUACCACAGUUAAUGCCACAAAUAUUAAGAGUUUUAACACAUGACACAAGUAAAGAUAAAUCAGUCACAGUCAAACUUCUUCAAGCACUUCAAAAAUUUGGAAAUAAUUUGGAUAAUUAUCUUCAUUUAGUUUUGCCACCAAUUGUAAAAUUAUUUCAUGCUACUGAUUGCCCAAUAACUGUAAAUAAAGUAGCGCUUGAAACUGUUGAUCAUUUAGCAGAUACAUUAGAUUUUACAGAUUUUGCAUCCAGAAUUGUGCACCCUUUAGUACGAACUCUAGAUCAGUGUCCAGAAUUACGAAAUGCAGCAAUGGAUACACUAUGUGCAUUGGUGAUACAAUUAGGAAAAAAAUAUCAGAUCUUUAUCUUAUUAGUACAAAAAAUUAUGACGAAACAUAAAAUUGUUAAUUCACGUUAUGAAGUUUUAAUUGAUAAAAUUUUGACAGAAACAACUGUUACUGAUGGUGAGGAUUAUCUCUUAAUGAGACAUCGACAUUCAAGAAACAAAAAUCGUGAUUUAUCGUUAACAUCAUCUGACACAACUACAAUUAAAAGAUUACAUGUGUCUGCCUCAAAUCUUCAAAAAGCCUGGACUGCAACAAGAAGAGUUUCUAAGGAUGAUUGGCUGGAAUGGCUAAGAAGUUUGUCGAUUGGUUUGCUCAAAGAAUCACCGUCACCGGCACUAAGAUCAUGUUGGGCUCUUGCACAGACCUAUUCCAAAUUACCUAGAGAUUUAUUUAAUGCGGCUUUCGUUUCUUGUUGGACCGAAUUGGAUGAUACUUAUAAGGCAGAACUUAUACAAACCUUACAACAAGCAUUAAUGGUUCCUGAUCUUCCAGAAAUAACACAAACGAUCUUAAAUUUAGCAGAAUUUAUGGAACAUUGUGAUAAAGGACCAUUACCUUUAGACAAUAAAAUUUUAGGUGAAAGAGCAAUGCAUUGUAGAGCUUAUGCAAAAGCAUUACAUUACAAAGAAGAUGAAUUUCAUAAGAGCAGGAAUAGUAAUGUUUUUGAAUCUUUAAUCUCUAUCAAUAACAAGCUUCAGCAGAAAGAAGCUGCAGAAGGUUUACUGGAAUAUGUUAUGAAUCAGAAUAAUCAGCAAGAUCUAAAAGUGCAAGUUCGUUGGUAUGAAAAACUACAUAAUUGGGAUAAAGCUUUACAAUUAUAUAGAGAAAGACUAGAAAGUGAUUCUACAGAUGUAGAGUCGACUUUAGGUGAAAUGCGUUGCUUGGAAGCUCUUGGAGAAUGGGGACAAUUGCAUGAUGUUGCUACCAAACAAUGGUCUCAUCAAAAUGAUGAAACUAAACAGAGAAUGGCUAGAAUGGCAGCAGCUGCAGCAUGGGGUUUAAAUCAAUGGGAAAGCAUGGAAAAAUAUGUCUCUUUAAUACCAAAGGAUACUCAGGAUGGUGCCUUUUAUAGAGCUGUUUUAGCAAUUCAUGAUGAACAAUACAAUAUUGCCCAUCAACUUAUUGAUAGUGCUAGAGAUUUGCUAGAUACAGAAUUGACUGCUAUGGCUGGCGAAAGCUAUCAAAGAGCUUAUAAUGCUAUGGUAGAAGUUCAGAAAUUGGCAGAACUAGAGGAAGUGAUACAAUUUAAAUUGGUCCCAGAAAGAAGAUCCACCAUUAAAUCCAUGUGGUGGGAAAGACUUCAAGGUGGACAAAGAAUAGUUGAAGAUUGGCAAAAGAUUAUACAAGUUCACACAUUAGUAGUUUCACCUCAAGAUGAUAUGUAUACAUGGUUGAAAUAUGCCAGUCUUUGCAGAAAAAGUGGUAGCUUAAUGUUAUGUCAUAAAACAUUAGUUAUGUUACUUGGAACAGAUCCUUCGUUAACUCCUGACCAGGUAUUACCUACCACUCAUCCUCAAGUAACAUUUGCCUAUUGUAAACACAUGUGGGUAGCAAAUAAACGAGAAGAAGCAUACAAUCAGCUACAAAGAUUUGUACAGAUGUCUUUACAACCGACAACUUUAUCAGUAGUAAAUCAAGAAGAUGAGAAGCAACAGGAAAUAAGAAAAAGAUUACUUGCCAGAUGUUAUUUGAAACUUGGAGAAUGGUUAGAAGCAUUGCAAGGCAUAAAUGAACAUUCUAUACCAGCUGUGCUAUCCUAUUAUGCUGCAGCUACAGAACAUGAUCCUACUUGGUAUAAAGCAUGGCAUGCUUUCGCUUAUACUAACUUUGAAACAGUUUUAUUUUAUAAACAUCAGCAAGGUGACUCAAAUACUGAGAAUAUUCCAGGAAAUGGGACUCAUAAUCUUUCUAGUUCACAAUAUAUAUCUCAAUUUACUGUACCAGCAGUUGAAGGAUUUUUUAGAUCUAUUAAUCUUUCUCAUGGUAAUUCUUUGCAAGAUACACUUCGUUUAUUGACUUUAUGGUUUGAUUAUGGUCAAUGGCCAGAGGUAUAUGAAGCUAUUGUUGAAGGUAUCCGUUUAAUUGAAAUUAAUACUUGGCUACAAGUAAUUCCGCAACUUAUAGCAAGAAUAGAUACACCCCGAGCUUUAGUUGGUCGAUGCAUACAUCAUCUUUUAAUAGAUAUUGGAAAAACGCAUCCACAAGCCUUGGUUUAUCCUUUGACUGUAGCAUCGAAAAGUGCUAGUCAUGCUAGAAAGACUGCUGCCAAUAAAAUUCUUAAAAAUAUGUGUGAACAUAGUCCGACAUUAGUACAACAAGCAAUGAUGGCUAGCGAUGAAUUAAUUAGAGUCGCUAUUCUCUGGCAUGAAUUAUGGCAUGAAGGAUUAGAAGAAGCUAGCAGAUUAUAUUUCGGCGAAAGAAACGUUCGAGGAAUGUUUGAUACGUUGGAACCCUUACAUGCAAUGUUAGAAAGAGGUCCACAGACUUUGAAAGAAACGUCCUUUAAUCAAGCUUAUGGCAGAGAUUUAAUGGAAGCACAAGAAUGGUGCCGCAGAUAUAAAGCUUCACGCAAUGUUCGAGAUUUAAAUCAAGCUUGGGAUUUAUAUUAUCAUGUCUUUAGAAGAAUAUCUCGACAAUUACCGCAGUUAACUAGUUUAGAACUUCAAUACGUUAGUCCUAAAUUACUUCUUUGUAGGGAUUUAGAAUUGGCUGUACCGGGAAGUUAUAGUCCGGGACAGCCAAUAGUUAGAAUAGCAAGUAUACAUAGUUCCAUGCAAGUAAUAACCAGCAAACAGCGACCGCGAAAAUUAUGUAUAAAAGGUAGUAACGGUAAAGAUUAUAUGUUCCUUUUGAAAGGACAUGAAGAUCUCAGACAGGAUGAACGUGUAAUGCAAUUAUUUGGUCUAGUCAAUACUCUUUUAUUACAUGAUCCAGAUACAUUUAGAAGAAAUCUUACUAUUCAAAGGUAUGCAGUAAUUCCACUAUCCACAAAUAGUGGUUUAAUUGGUUGGGUACCACAUUGUGAUACAUUACAUACACUUAUCAGAGAUUAUAGAGAAAAGAAAAAAAUAUUAUUAAAUAUAGAGCAUAAAAUAAUGUUAAGAAUGGCCCCAGGUUAUGAUCAUCUUAUGCUUAUGCAAAAAGUUGAAGUAUUUGAACAUGCUCUUGAGCAUACAUAUGGUGAUGAUUUAUCGCGGCUUCUUUGGUUAAAAUCACCAUCAAGCGAAGUAUGGUUUGAUCGUAGGACAAAUUAUACACGUUCUCUUGCUGUAAUGUCUAUGGUGGGCUAUAUCCUUGGUCUUGGUGAUCGACAUCCAUCUAAUUUAAUGUUGGAUCGUUUAAGCGGAAAAAUAUUGCAUAUCGAUUUUGGAGAUUGUUUUGAAGUGGCCAUGACUCGAGAAAAAUUUCCUGAGAAAAUCCCAUUUCGAUUAACAAGAAUGUUAAUCAAUGCGAUGGAAGUAACGGGAAUCGAAGGCACAUAUAGAAGAACUUGUGAAUCAGUAAUGUCAGUGUUACAUCGUAAUAAGGAUAGUUUAAUGGCAGUAUUAGAAGCAUUUGUAUAUGAUCCUCUAUUAAACUGGCGAUUAAUGGAUAAUGCUGCACUGAAAGGUAAAAGAUCUGAUGCUCAGGGAAUGAGUGCUAGUAGUAAUCAAGAGCAGAGCGAUGCAUUAGAUUCUCUUACCGCCACAUUACCAAAGAAAGGAGUACCAUGUAGUGUUGAAAAUGGAGGUGAUACUAAUCAACCAGAGGCAUUAAACAAAAAAGCCCUUGCUAUUAUUACAAGAGUAAGGGAUAAAUUAACGGGACGUGAUUUCUCUCAUGAAGAAACACUAAGUGUUCAACGUCAAGUUGAUCUUUUAAUUCAACAAGCUACCAAUAAUGAGAAUUUAUGUCAAUGUUAUAUUGGAUGGUGUCCCUUUUGGUAAACAAAAAUUUUUGUAGAUGGGGACGUAUAUCAUGUGCAGUCUCGUUCCUGUUUUUGCAUUUUUUAUUAUUAAGAAAUAAUUAUGUAUAAUGUCGUACCACUAGAACAUGUACAUAUAUAAGCUAUAUUAUUAUAUUGAUUGUAUAUAAUACUUAUGUUAUUCUUGCUUAUAAAGUAUAAUGUAAAUUAGAAAGAACAUACUUUAGAAAUUAUAUAAUAAUCAGUUUUUAUGUAAACAUAGAAAAAAUCUACUCAGGAAUAAGAUUAUAGUAACAAUAUUUUUUUCUUAA